AUGAACAGCACCGUGACAUCUCCCUACGGCAGCACGACCAUCACCACAAACAGCUCCUCAUCCUCCAAUUCGACCACGAGAAGCAACACCAACAGCCUCGUCAUACAUGGACUGCCGCCCGUGUCGCCCUCUCUUCAGCUUCCCUUCAAGCUCAGAGAUGUCGACCUGCUCCGCCGUGAUUGUCACAUCCACGGCGAAUGGGCUACCUCCCAGAGCAACAAGCGUUUUGCCGUCCUCGACCCGGGGACUGGUCGCGUGUGGGCGACAUGCCCGGACAGCAACAGAGACGACAUUCAUUCCGUCAUCAAGUCCUCGUUCUCCACCUUCCAGUCCUUUUCGAGAACUACUCCGGCCCGGGAGCGCGCUCAUCUGCUGACUUCCUGGCAUCACCUCAUUCUUGCGAGCCGUCUGGACCUGGCCACCAUCCUCGUUCACGAAACCGGAAAGCCGUUGAACGAAGCCCUCGCUGAAAUUGACUACGGCGCCGGUCUGGUCCGUUGGUUCGCCAGCGAAGCCGAGCGUCUCGACCCGGCUCCCUCGUUGCCAUCGCCGGCCCCAUCACCAACCACGUCUCCCGCAUCUUCUCCCACAUCCGAGGACGGCGCCGCGCCAGCUCUCCCAACAUCAGGCGCGGGUGCUUUUGUAAGGAAACGGGGUACAGUCCUCAAGCAACCGAUCGGUGUUGUUCUCGCCCUGGUCCCAUGGAGCUUCCCCGUUGCACUUACUCUCCGGAAAUCGGCAGCGGCGUUGGCCGCCGGCUGCACAGUCAUCGUUAAGCCGUCCUCGGAAACCCCUCUUUCGGCUCUCGCUCUUGCCUGCCUGGCCGACCGCGCGGGCUUUCCGGCCGGUGUGCUCAACGUCGUGACGACAAGCCUGGGAAACACGCCGGUUGUGUCUGAGGCGCUGUGCAUGCACCCCCUCGUCAAGGCUAUCAGCUUCACGGGAAGCGCCCGAAUAGGGAAACAGGUCGCAGCGUCUUGCACCCGAAAUCUGAAACGCCUGUCGUUGGAUCUAGGUGGGAAUUGCCCAUUCAUCGUAUUCGACGACGCGAAUCUCGAGCAGACGGCCAAGGACCUUGCGGCGCUCAAAUGGCGGCAUGCGGGACAGGUCUGCGUGGCGCCGAACCGGUGUUACGUGCAGCGGCGAGUAUACGAAACAUUUUCCGACUUACUGAUAGCCGAGGCCGCGAAGCUGAAGGUCGGGCACGGGAUGGCAAGGGGGACAACCCUCGGGCCGUUGACGACUCUCCGGGGGCUGUACAAGGCGGAGGCGCUGUGUAAAGACGCCAUGGAUAAAGGAGCUAUUAAACUGCUCGGCACGGGAAGACGGGAACCUGGGGACGGGUAUUUUAUGGCGCCGACUAUAUUGGGCAGCAUGACGGAUGGGAUGCUGAUGUGUCGGGAAGAGGUGUUCGCGCCGAUCCUAGGCUUAUAUAUAUUUGAUACCGAGGACGAAGUUGUAAGCCGGGCGAACGACACUCCAGUUGGGCUGGCUGGUUACGUCUUCACGAAGAACCCCGAAAGACUCUGGAGGAUGUUUGAGCGACUGGAAGCUUCGGUGCUUGGCAUGAAUACGGUUAGCCUGGUGACGGAUACACCGAUCCCGGCUGGGGGCAACGGCAAUGGAUAUACGCCAGCGCAAUCCAUGGCCCUAGACGAGUUUUUGAGCACAAAAGCAGCCGCAAUGCCACCAUCGUAA
This is a messenger RNA of Colletotrichum spaethianum, 1698 nucleotides long. Its product is annotated as putative sucrose utilization protein SUC1. NCBI's taxonomy places the organism in Eukaryota, Fungi, Ascomycota, Sordariomycetes, Glomerellales, Glomerellaceae. Gene Ontology annotation, molecular function: succinate-semialdehyde dehydrogenase (NAD+) activity. The record is from RefSeq and is a predicted model, not a curated record. Bases 1 to 1698 code for a protein of 565 amino acids. The transcript has 2 exons.